Messenger RNA from Triticum urartu, 865 nucleotides. Its product is annotated as chaperone protein dnaJ 20, chloroplastic-like. NCBI's taxonomy places the organism in Eukaryota, Viridiplantae, Streptophyta, Magnoliopsida, Poales, Poaceae. The record is from RefSeq and is a predicted model, not a curated record. Gene Ontology annotation, cellular component: chloroplast.
UCCGUUCAUUCUCCAACAUCACCAUCCGCCACAGCGCAGCUCGCCCUGAUCAAGAUCACCUGACCAGCAAGACAUUUCUUCUUCUUCCUCCUCCUCUGUUUCACCGGCUAGCCAUCCAUGAACACCGCCAGCUCCAGUUCCGCCGCGCUGAGGUGCGCGGGCAAGCCUGCUGGCUUCGGCGCCGGCUUUGGCCGGAGGAGCGGACACUGCAACUGCAGGGUGAAGGCGGCGGCGGCCGCGAGCGCGGGUGUCCGCUCGCCGAGCAGAGGCGACUACUACAAGGUGCUGUCCCUGGAGCACUCGGCGGACGUGGGCGCGGAGGAGGUCAAGCGCGCGUACCGCCGGCUGGCGCUGCAGUACCACCCGGACGUGUGCCCGCCAUCGCGCCGGGCCGAGUCCACGGAGCUCUUCGUCGAGCUCCAGCGCGCCUACGAGACGCUGUCCGACCCUGCCACGAGGGUGCAGUACGACGCUCAGCUCAGGACGGGCCGGGCGUCGGCGAGGCCGCCGGCAGAUGGGUUCGCGAGGGACGUGUGGGAGGCGCAGCUGUCCGUGCUGCGGGCGAGGUCCGAACGGCGGCAGAAUGGCAGCAGGUGCAGCGGCCGCCGGUUCUAGAGUAGACUUUAACAGAGUGAACAUACCCCAGUCUGGCUGUGGUUUCAUUGAUUCUUUGACGGUGACAUACCCCAGUCUGGGGCGUUAAAACUUGUGUAUGCAUGUUUAUUUGGUGUAGGCUCGGAUACUAUGUACUGCUCGACUUGAUUGUAAGUUGUUGUACAUGCAAAAGUUGGCAUUAUAUUUGUCAAAUCAACGUAUAAUGUAACUUGUAGAGUACUAGAGUGAACAUACAACGCCCUAUCCACUA